GUUUUAGUUUACCUUCAAGUGUAUUUGACAUGCGGGCGGUUAUUAUUUGCAGUGUGUUUUGUCAUUUUGAGAAGUUUCAGUUCGACACACAGAAUCCUAAUCAAUCACAUAGACCUGUCAAAUUGCUAGCGCACAAACCUUUAUCACCACGGCAACGUUUAACCAUUUGCAGUGCCACAAUAUGUUUUUCAUAUCUGGUGACCUUUGCUCGGGUGGGAUGCAGCCUACUCCUUGCACACAUUUACUUUGUCAUCAUGGACACGGGACUUUGUCCUCUGUCUUUAUGAGCCAGUCUCAAGUGUUCGCUCGCACUACGACUUGAAUGUUUGCUGAAUUUUAAAUAUUACUUAAAGGACCAGUGAAAUUACAUUAAACACAAACGUGAGCCAGCUCAAGUUUGGUUGUGAAAGGUGGAUUCAGUUUGAAGUUCCUUAUUCCUUCCUGCUCAAUGUAGUAGAACGACAAGAGCUGACUGAAAUCCGCAUUAACGCACUUCGUGAUGCUGAAUGCUCCCUGAAAAUAAUCAGGUGUGUGUGAGGAUGUACAGGAGUGACAGUCCACUGGGGAGUUUUGCAGGAUCCAUCCAGUCCAAUGGAUACUCGGUCACAGAUGAGGUGUCGUCACAGGUGUCAUGUUUGUCGCGGCCCAACGCAAAGUCAAUAUACUUGCGAAGGAAGGAGUACGCCACCUCCAUGAACAAGACCAUCAAGUAUUUCCAUUACAGAGUGGAGCAUCUCCUCACAUGCGACUUGGACGGCGAAGAGCUGCGAGGCCUCACCGACUGUGUGGAGAGGCUCAAUCUGCUGGACAAGAUGGGUCGAGUGUGGGGCCAGAACAUGCUGCUGGAGGUCAACGGGCCCGACCUGCUGCUCACGGACAUGGAGACCAAGGAGGUUCUGGAGUCCAUUCAUCUGUGUGACAUUCUGGAGCUGAAGGCGGCAUUGGACACUUCGGCGUCAAACUCGCUCCUGACGGUGACAGUCAAACCCAGCAGGAAACACACCACUAGCAUCUUCCUGUUCCACUGCGAGGACGUCAGGGCUGAUUACGUCCAACGGGGUCUCUCACAAGCAUGUUUAAGUGCAGCACAUGAAAAAGCGACAACCCCAAGUAAAGUUGAACCUGAAGAGAAACCCCCCGAGUGGGCCCCUCCCGAUUACAACGAGGACACUGACCUGGUUGUAGCUCUGAAGGAUGUGGAUGACGAUGAGGAGGAGGAGGAGGAGGAGGAGGAGGAGGCGAAGGCCCCCAACAAAGAAGAACCGUUGCAUCCUCCGCGACCUUACACAGAGCUGGACAGAAACGUGGACAUCUUAAAUCACAUCGUCAGUGACAUUGAGAUCUUCAUGGGAAAGGUGGCCGCUGCAGUGGCGAAAAAUGCCCAGAAAAAGAAGAAAAAGAAAAAAGGAAAAGUAAUGGCCGGGAUGCCGCCAACGCUGGAGUUUGCAGAGUGUCUUCAAAAGAUCAAAUACGGUUUCAACCUUCUGGUGGCGCUGAAGGGAGAGAUCGAUAACCCGGGUGUGUCCGAAUUUGUGCACUCCUUGUUCUCUGCGUUAGGAUUUGUGGUAUCUCAUUGCUCUGAAGACGUGCCCCCGAGCAUCGUGGCGCCCCUGCUGACUCCUCAGUGCAUCUGUCUCAUGAGCGAGGAGGUGUCCACAGAGGAGGACCAGCUGUGGCAGUCUUUGGGAGACGCCUGGAAUAUCCCCAGCACCAAAUGGCCCGAGGAUGACGAGGACAUCCCAACAUACACUCUGGAGCUCUUUGACGGCUGGCAGCCUCCUGAGCUGAGGGAGGCCCCCGCAGCCGCCGCGAAGACCCCGGUGAGGGCGCGAGAGGUUCGACAGCCCCCGCCCAGCAAGACCACCACCAAGACGACGCCGGCACCUCGUGCUCCAGUAACACAACCUGCAAGGAUACCUGCGAUGUCAAGGCCGCAGGAGAAGAAGCUGCGUCGCAUGCGCGUCACGCACGACUUCAUCUCGAGGAACGACAGAGAGCUGACUAUCAGGAGAGGCGAAGUCGUGGAGCUGCUGGACGUGACCAAGGAGUGGUGGAAAGUGAGGAACAGCAGAGGGGAAGAAGGUUUCGUCCCCAACAAUGUCCUCACUGUUGAAGAUGAAGAAGAAGCUGAUGACGCGCCCACUGGAGGCUCUCCUGUCUUAAGCAAGAAGUCCAAACCAGCAGAGGUGAAAGCCUGGCUUGAACACAUGGGCUUCACAAAGAUCACGGUGCGCUGUCUGGGCGUGCUGAGCGGCUCCAUGCUCCUGAGCAUGACCCGAGAGGAACUGAAGACGGUGUGUCCAGAAGAAGGCGGGAGGGUCUUCUUCCAAUUACAAGCUGUCCGCUCCGCCGCCCUCGCUGCUGCAAACUGAGGCGGAGAGCGGUCAUGGAGAGAACAUCACCAGAAUCUUAAGCUCACGACAGACAAACUGCUUAUCAUUUUUACAUUGGCACUUUUCGCAUUAGAUAUGACACAUAUUUAUGCAUAUGUAACAAAUCACUGGGAUUUUUACGUUAUUAUACACUCACUGGACUUCAAAAUUCAGCAUUUACAAAGAUAGUAAUGCUAGCUUUUGAUUGACACACUCACAAAAAUAUCAAUUUAACAACAGCAACAACUCUCACAUUCACACCCAUGGACAAGUCAAUUCAAUUCGGGAGUACCCAGAGAAAACCAGGAAGGCCGGAGCUGAGAUUUGAACAACAAAAACCGUGGCGCUGUGACACAGCCAUGCUACCAUUUUUCUCAUAAUGUACAGUAUAUGUUUAUAUUCUGCUGGUUCACUUUACAAUCUAAAUUUCAUUAAAUUAUAUAAUUUAUUCCCA
Phyllopteryx taeniolatus (common seadragon) is the source of this 2826-nucleotide messenger RNA. RefSeq names its product EPS8 signaling adaptor L3a (gene eps8l3a). The transcript is spliced from 21 exons. Gene Ontology annotation, biological process: Rho protein signal transduction; positive regulation of ruffle assembly; regulation of Rho protein signal transduction. Lineage: Eukaryota; Metazoa; Chordata; Actinopteri; Syngnathiformes; Syngnathidae. The coding region runs from base 507 to 2372 and encodes 621 amino acids. Gene Ontology annotation, molecular function: actin binding. Gene Ontology annotation, cellular component: plasma membrane; ruffle membrane; vesicle. The record is from RefSeq and is a predicted model, not a curated record.